AUGGUGACACCGUCUCUUUUAAGGAAUUUAUAUGGACAAAUAGAGAAAGUGUGGCGAGAUAAUGGCUUCAUUGCAGGAAAGUCAGGUCGCCACAUGAAGUUCCCUUAUACGCUUAGUGCCAAGAUAGCCCAAUUCCCAGUAUUCUUUUACAUGAAAAAUAAUUGGAUUUGGAUGUACUGGCCGGUGGGCGCUUCAGUGUCAUUGUAUGUUUUCGCUAAAAUACAUGCUCUGGCUAAUUCUGAAGCAAAUGUAAAAAGUUGGCAACAAACCCAAUUGAAGAAUGCCGAAAAGGAAGCCCAUGGCCAUUGA
Arctia plantaginis is the source of this 309-nucleotide messenger RNA. Lineage: Eukaryota; Metazoa; Arthropoda; Insecta; Lepidoptera; Erebidae. The record is from the annotation of a GenBank genome assembly.